AUGGCAGAGGUAAAGGAAUCCAAAAAGCUAGAAUCCAAGUCACCCUCGGAUCCUCCACCCGCUCCGACUACAGCUCCGGUGGAGAAAGAGAAACCGCUUCUGGAAGAUCCAAAAGACCCUGUGUCCCACAAGGACAAAUCUGAAAUUCCACAACCUUCUCCUCUUGAAAGCAAGGUCGAGCCUAAUGAGUCCAAAGCCCUUACUACUAUUGUUGACAAGCUUUCGAAACCUAUUACCAAAGAGAAAAGUAAGGAGGGUUCCAUCAAUCGCAAUGCUGUGCUAGCAAAAGUUGCAACAGAGAAAAGGCUGUCACUUAUCAGAGCAUGGGAAGAAAGAGAGAAAUCAAGGGCAAAGAAUAAGGUUGCGGCGAGGAAACUCUCUUCUGUGUCCGCGUCGCCAGCCAGACUCAUUUGA
This is a messenger RNA of Malus domestica (apple), 414 nucleotides long. Its product is annotated as remorin-like. Lineage: Eukaryota; Viridiplantae; Streptophyta; Magnoliopsida; Rosales; Rosaceae. The record is from RefSeq and is a predicted model, not a curated record.